Messenger RNA from Necator americanus (New World hookworm), 480 nucleotides. RefSeq lists its product as uncharacterized. The record is from RefSeq and is a predicted model, not a curated record. The transcript is spliced from 2 exons. The coding region runs from base 1 to 480 and encodes 159 amino acids. Lineage: Eukaryota; Metazoa; Nematoda; Chromadorea; Rhabditida; Ancylostomatidae.
AUGGGGAAAGAAUCCCAUACAUUGAAAAAAGGUGCUGUCGUCCAGCACUUUGCCAAAGCCCAUUACCUGAAAGGUCAACUGCAAGGGAGCAAGGAGUCUUUGGCAACAACGAUUCGCUUCGUCACGCUGAGUUGCCGAAAACUGUCGAGUGAACUCCACCAAACCGCCCUGUCUGGGCUUCUGCGAUAUCCCUCUGUACCGUUUGCUGCACUCCAGGAGGCACGCAUGGGAGAUCGGCUCGACAUCAGCAUCGAAAAUUACGAGAAGUCUAAAAUACCUAGCCAGCAGGUGGUUAUUGUCGGAAUCGACGCAAAUGCCAAGAUGGGACUCGAACAACAACCCAAUGUGCAAGAAGAAUGGUAUUAUCCACCGGAGCGCACGUGGAACAACGAUCACCGUCUCGUUGACUUAUGUGAACAGACUGGCCUCAUCCUCGCUAUCACGUUUAAUAGGGAUCAUCGACGCCAUCAGCUCACGUGA